UCAUUAAAUAUAUACUAUGUAUAUUUUCUAUCCACCGAGUGCUUGCAUAUUAUAAUUUAUGAACAAUCAAAGAUGCUGCAAUACAACAGGGGAAGGGCUGAAAGCCCUUCAUGUAAACAGCUUCUUUACAUUUCUACGUGCAUUGCCGGAUUCGAUUUGUGUCAUGCGUUAUAUUUUACGUUUCUGGCUAUUAGAUCCUUAACAUUAGAAGUAAAUUAUGUUGCUGUCUUGGGACUUCUGGGAUCGAUGAUUUGGGUGGUUUUUGUUGUGCUGCUUAUGGUGGGUCUAUGGACGGAUCGUCAAGUACUUGUUGAAUGCUGGCUGGUCUUCUCCCUAAUUGGCAUUUUACUCGAUAUAAUAUUGCUGAUCUAUACCAUAAUUACUACCGAACAUAAACGCUUGCCGCAGAUUAUGCAAUUCGUUUUACUUGGCUUAGCCAUCAGCAUCGAGUGGUGCUGCAUAUUUAUUGUCUACAAAUACUGCAACACAAUGGCUGAUUCAUGUAACGGAAGUCAAAUUGAAAUAAGAAAUUCUUUAUUAAUACAUCGCAGGCAUAUUCAAGAACAUGACCGGGAGCUGUAUAGAAAGUUACAGGAGGAAGAAAAGAAAGGAGAAAGACGCUCGGAGAGACAGGUUACGAUAAACGAGUCCGGUGAAGAGUCCGAUAAACCAGAAAAGAAGAAGCGAAAGGGCUUUUAUAAUUUAAGGUUACCUCGUGGUGGUCGACAUGAUAAGGCCGAAUUGUAAUUUAAGCGCUCAAGACUUGUGCAACAAUUUUUUUUAUGGAAAUAUAUCAAAAGUUUUACAAUUAAGUUAACUUUUGUAAUC
Drosophila busckii is the source of this 828-nucleotide messenger RNA. RefSeq lists its product as uncharacterized. Lineage: Eukaryota; Metazoa; Arthropoda; Insecta; Diptera; Drosophilidae. The transcript has 4 exons. The record is from RefSeq and is a predicted model, not a curated record. The coding region runs from base 73 to 747 and encodes 224 amino acids.